Cucurbitaria berberidis CBS 394.84 is the source of this 2422-nucleotide messenger RNA. RefSeq lists its product as uncharacterized. The transcript has 4 exons. The record is from RefSeq and is a predicted model, not a curated record. NCBI's taxonomy places the organism in Eukaryota, Fungi, Ascomycota, Dothideomycetes, Pleosporales, Cucurbitariaceae. Gene Ontology annotation, biological process: protein secretion. Gene Ontology annotation, molecular function: GTPase activator activity; protein binding; guanyl-nucleotide exchange factor activity. Gene Ontology annotation, cellular component: endoplasmic reticulum membrane. Bases 267 to 2147 code for a protein of 626 amino acids.
AACGUGGACAAAAGCAACUUCCCCAAAACCUGUUCUGUCCACUGCAUGAACUCAAUCUCACUCUACAACCUGCUGGACUCUUUAUUUCUACGCGAACCUCUUCCUACAAUACCCUGGGACUAUCCUUUUCUACGCGACACGCUUCCUACAACCGCACGCUGCCGGACUUAUUGCGCUGCUAGACCCUGUACAUCAAUUCCAGUGUACCAGACCUCCCACAAUACCUCGCUGCGGCGCGCACACUCCGCAUACUACACAGCUUCCCGAUGUCGCGUCCUACGGUUUCCAAGGCGCAGACUUCGUACCCUAUCUUUGCCGCUAGCUUCGCGUCCCAACGUCCAAGCCUGCUCGUCGUCGCAGGUGGUGGUGGUGCGGGAAAGCAUGGUGUCAAAAACAAUAUUACGGCGUUUGACUUCAGCUCACGAGCUCCGACUGUCCAACCUCUUGCAGAGGUCGAAGCUUCGGUAGAUGAUAGCAUAACGAGCUUGGCGAAUUUAGCAACGAAGGAUGGGCUGAUACUGUAUGCUGGGAUAAACAGUAGUCAGGAAGACAGGGCAAGAGGGAAAAACGAACACUUCCGAUCCUUCGAGUUACAAUUCCCGAAGAGCAAAGCGGGUGCAGAGAAAUCGGACGCAUCGAUUUCGUUUCUCAGCAAGACCUCACUUCUUACACCACCGCAGUCAGCGAGCGCAAAGCAUGACGCGUACCAACGACUAGUAAAGCUAAGCCCACCACAACGGCCGGCUUCGAGUACGCCAAACCAUCGGAUAGGUGCUGUCGCAAGUUCGCUCGCAGGUGAUGAUAACAACGAGAUUGUCAUAUUCAGUGCGACUUCGACCAAGCCCCAAAAUGAGGAAAUAAUAGAAAGGAUUAAGUUACCUCAUGGGCAGGAGGCGGUCGAUCUUGACAUCUUCGAUUUGGGAGAAGGCUUGUUCAAAGUCGCAUACGCGCUGGAUCAGGAAAUCUUUCUCCAGGAUGUGAAAUACGACUUCAGCGAAAAGAAAUCUAAGGGGGGGCAUAGGAAGGUCUACACAAUUCCGCAGCUGAACUCGGGCGGCCGAUCAAGAAUACGGUGCAUACGCUGGUUGACACCGACACACCUUCUGCUACUCGUAAAUGAGCCCAAUCGGACCGGCGUGGAGAUGAAAGUGUUGCAUUUGUAUGAAGAGGGUCCGGCGCAUGUAAUUUCACGAAAAAAGCUUCCACGACAUAUCAAAGCCGCGACGGAUCUUGACGUUGCGUUGCUCGACAAAGAUUCUUCGGGCCAAUAUCAGAUUGCCAUUGCUAUUGGCGCGAUAGACAUGUCUCUCAGCGUAUACACGAUGGAUUAUCAUGGCCCUUCAAGGGACUCAUUGAGCUCGCUCCAUUCUUUCAACAGCUACGACAACGUUCACGGAACAGCGAUGACAAAGGUGGUCUUCUCGCCGUUCUACAAGCCUGAAGUCCCAGGGCGGCCAGUGGGAAAACAAUAUCUCCGCCUAGCGUCCACCUCAUUGAGUGGCACGAUCAGUGUCGAAACCUUCCAAUUGCAACCCACCGGCUCGCGCUUCGUUCUUCAUACGGCGAGGUCAAGAAACCUUUUUACAGCAGCGACUUACCUCGUUAUCGCCAUGGUUGUUGCUGUGGUGGCCCUUCUAGUACAAAGUUUGCUGGAUCCAGAGGGCAAUCUGACUAAGAAUAUACUUCCUUCGAGUCUGCAAAACGCAGCAAGCCAGCAAAAGACCUUUGGCGAAUCACACCGCGAAAAACGACACAACGCCAUACUCAACAACGCCGACUCCCCCAUAGUAAAGACAUCCCACCGUGUCGCUGACCUCCUCCACCUCCAUCUACCUCAUGCCCUCUCCUCAUCGCCAGACGCCCCUGCAUCUGCCGACCAACAACAAAAAGCUUUGGUAAUCCACGACACCGAAACCGAUGGCACUCUCAGCACAGAAAUCCACGACGACCACGAAGCAGUGCUUAAGCAGCAUGCACAGGCAAAGAAGUGGGACGACCUUAGUACGGAGGAGAGGAAGCUAUGGAAGAGGAAACUGCAGGAUGCGGGGAUGUGGGCGGUCGAUGAGGGUGAGACGAUUCUCAAAAGCAUUUUCUUUGGACAAAUUGGCGGAUUGAUAGGGCAGGUUGCACAGGGGGUAAUUGGGUAGGCAGGCGCAAAUGAGAGCCGACGUUUGAAAUACUGAACCGAGAAUGGCGAGGAUGUUGCUGUGAUGAGAAUGAUACAUGAGGCUGGGGCCUAGGUCCAUGGAGUUACAUUGCUUCCCGUGUUGCUCGGUGAGUGGACGUGUAUUAGAAUGGGCGGGAAGUGUCUCUAACUUGGGCAUCAUCUGACAAGCGCGAAUGUAAUACCCCCUUCAAAUAUAUCUCAAAGAAAGCUGUAGCUUUGUACCAAAUUACCUAGCUCAACUCAUAAGGCUCCAUU